AUCCCAUUUGCUAUUUUACCUGCCCAAUAGCAGAGACCGAGCGCGUUUUAACUUGGCCGGCAUUUUUUUGAUUCCAUCAUUCCAUCCAUCCAGCGCAUGUUUGACGCACUGAUCCCUGCGCUCUCGCUCCGAUCAUCCUCGGGAGGUGGACGCACGCAGCUGGGUGCGACUUCUACUAUCUCUCUUUCUCUUCUUCUCACAAAUCAUUUUAUCCGAGAAGAUCGUUUCGUCAGGUGUUUCUACCCCCUGGUAAGUUUUUUUGGAUGGUGAUCCACAUCGGAGAGUAAAACGGUGAUGGCAGACUCUGAUGCGCAAGAGACUCGCCAACCAGCAAAAGACUCACCCUUCUCCAUAAAGAACCUGCUGAACAUCGAGGACAAACCCGCGAAGCAGAAGAGCUUCCUGGGCUCGUCCAGAGGAGUGUUUGAGGGCAGCUUCUUCUCCCGGCUCGGUGAAUUAUCUUUCCCUCGGUUUGAGCUGCCCUCGCCACAGAGGAUUGGACUCUCGGGGCAGUAUCUGGACAGAGCGUCUACCUGGUGGUAUCCAUACACGCUUGGGGCUCAUCUGAGGAGCGGAGUGUCUGAGAAGGCAACCCCGAGGGAGGCAUCACAGGCACCGGACAGGCGCUCCCCGGACAUCCAGAAAAGUGACCUGCAGGAUGUCAAAGAGGAAAGCGCCGACGACGAGGUCACGCUGGACGAGAGCGACGCGGAGGAGCCGAAGAGAGAGCUGGACCCGGAGGACGACUGGAGGAAAAAGACGGACGAGCUGGACGCCGACAAGAAGCCGUGUCGGAAGAAGAAGACGCGCACGGUGUUCUCCCGGAGCCAGGUGUUCCAGCUGGAGUCCACCUUCGACAUCAAGCGCUACCUGAGCAGCUCGGAGCGCGCGGGCCUGGCCGCGUCCCUGCACCUGACGGAGACGCAGGUGAAGAUCUGGUUCCAGAACCGGAGGAAUAAGUGGAAGAGGCAGCUGGCCGCGGAGCUGGAGGCGGCCAACCUGAGCCAUGCGGCGGCGCAAAGGAUUGUGCGGGUUCCCAUACUGUACCACGAGCACGGGGCCCCGGACUCGACCGGGGGCCCCUCUGCAAACUCACCGGGCAGCCAGUCGCUGCUGGCUUUUCCCCACCACAUGUACUAUUCCCACCCGGUGCCACUGCUGAGGCCUGUUUAACACUGACUGUGUCCAUUCAGCUGUAAAUAUGUUUUUAAACGAGAGUGAGCUUCAGUGAAAAAAAUAAAAAACAUUUUGUAUAUUUUGUAGAUUAAUCGGACACCAUGUUAGUUCAUAUUAUUAUUAUUAUUAUUAUUAUUAUUAUUAUUAUUAUUAUUUGUCCUUUAUCCUGCUGAAGUGUAAGCAAGACACAAAUUACCUAUUACAGCCCCCACUCAAAAAUUAUAAUUGUUAUUGUUGUUGUUAUUAUUAUAGGUGAAAUCAUUACGUUUUUAAAAGUGGUUGCUGUUCCCUUAGGAAAAAAAGAACUUGCUUUAAACAGGGUUUACUGUCCAUAUGUAUUUUACAGAGAUUUGUGUCAGUGUUUGUACAAAACAUGUGGAAUUUAAUAUUUUGGCAUUUUCCAACAUUGUGCAAUAUUUCUGGCUUGACAUUAGACUACCUAUAGUUACACUUUUGCAGGAAAAACAAAUAUAAUUUUUUCUCUUUGUCAUGUAAUAGUGAGGACAAUCAUGUGAUCCUUGACAAAAUAACCAGAAAAGCUGCAGGUGAUGUCAUUGUUUUUAAGGAUGCAAUGUUUUGCCGGUGAUUUUAAAGCCAUGAAAGAGCCAAAAAACCCUCUGUUCUUUUUGUGUAUGUUUUUCCUCUGAUAUUGUUAUUGAAAUUCUGUAUAUUCUAUGGUCUUACACCCAGUAAAGAAUUCCUUCCAAAAAGAAAUAUGUUCAAGAGUGAUGUACAUGAGGGAAAAGAAAGGAUUGUUGGUUUAAAUCAUGUUGUAAAAAAUCUUGGUUUUCAAA
Molecule: messenger RNA, 1970 nt
Organism: Hippoglossus stenolepis (Pacific halibut)
Lineage: Eukaryota; Metazoa; Chordata; Actinopteri; Pleuronectiformes; Pleuronectidae
Gene: hmx3b
Product: H6 family homeobox 3b
Exons: 2
Coding region: 295-1173 (292 amino acids)
Biological process (GO): regulation of transcription by RNA polymerase II
Cellular component (GO): nucleus
Molecular function (GO): RNA polymerase II transcription regulatory region sequence-specific DNA binding; DNA-binding transcription factor activity, RNA polymerase II-specific
Source: RefSeq, a predicted model, not a curated record